UUUUCUUGGGAGGAGCGUGCUCUUCGGCUCUAAUUCCUCGCCCUCUUUACUCUCCUCUGGCGACUUCAUAACUAUGAGUCGCAUCCCUAACCCGUUCCUCGGUGGCCAGGGACAGCAACAGAAGACGCCACAGAAAGCUCCAUCGCCUGGAUUCUUGUUAAUGACGAGGCCUCCGACGGGGUCCAACAGCUAUGGGGGCAACGCGUCCGGGGGAUUCAAGGACCAGUUCUCGUCCUCGAACACGAGUCCGUCGCGGGCCGCAGAGAGUUUUAUCCCCUUCUCGGCGAUCGGGAGCAAUCAUGACGGCAAUAGACGUGGGGGAAACCGAGGCGGUGGUGGGAGUGGCAGAUACAACCGUGGAGGUGGGAGACACAUGACAAACCAGACCCCUCAGAGGUUCCCUUAUCCGUACCAGCAGAAUGCCGGGAGAAUGCCCAGUCCGUAUUGCCAGGGUGGGCAAGGGUACGGGAAUUCGCCGAGAGGGAGGCAGAAUCAUGGAAAUCAGCGUGGGGGCCGGUUCGGUGGUGAUCACAACAGGUUCAAUUCCAAUAAUGGCAACAAUCCGAGAAGAAUGAAUGCAAACACCCCCUUAAGUGAUGUCCCAAUUGAUAAGUUUGUGUCACCUAAUAUGGUAAGGGAUCCAUGGGAGCAUUUUGAGAGUGAUGAAGCUAUAGAACCUGAAUCUAGUCCGGUUAUAACUUUAGAUAAUUCGGAAAUUAUAAUCGACUCAGACACAAGCGUAGUUAUUGAAAAUUCCUAUGAAGAAGGUGUGAGUGGGACUGAGGGCGACAGUUCCCCAGUGCAUGACACUGGAAGUGAUUCCCCUUAUGUUGCAACGUCGUCAACCUCAGAAAAGGAUACGGGAAGCGAUACAGCGAGUGAUGCAUAGCAAAAUCUUUGGGCUUUGUCUCUGAGAUAUGGGCUAGGCGUUUGUGCAGUUAUAGAUAUAUAUGUAUUUGUUGUCCCCCCCCACCCCAAGUUAUUUCUUUCAAAUAUCUUUUAUUGUAAUUAAGGUCUUUAUUUCAAGUAAUACAUAUAUCCCAAUCAAAGCAAUAUCUUAACACUCAUAUAAAUGAGUAUGAAGUUCAAUAUCUGUAUGGGACCUUUUUUUCUUUGUCUUUUUUUUAUAAUUUUAAAGAGAGGGUUAUGACUGAAGAAUAAGUCACAAAACUUGAAAGUGUAACAGAUGGAAAGAAUAAUAUAUUCUGUGACAUAUUCAGAGAUGUGCAUUGUAGAUUUAUUAGUUGGCAGUCUUCCUAAAGGUUGCUUUUUCUUUCUUUUUUUAUAUUUAUUUCUUUCUUUUUUGGACACCUUGUUUUAAGACUAACACUAGCCUCAUUAAUGUUAAAAGUACAAAAUGUAUCAACAAAAUGUACAAAGCAAUCAAUCAGUUCAUAAGCUAUAGAUUUCUACAGUUUUAUGAAUUUUCAUGUCAAUCUCAGAUUAUUAUAAUUUCUCUUUUUUUUUUCUUUUUUUACCAUUUGUCUUUGUUGCCAAACACUUUCCUAGCAGAUUUUUACACUGUUGGCUUCUCAAGUAGUUUUCAAAUGAGCAGUUCAAGACUGUAGGUGAAUUACAGUAUUGUAAGGUUUUAGAUAUUUUGUACCUUUAAAUACUUGAUGUUAACGACUGGAAUAUUUGAACUUGACAUUUCUUACGACAGUGUUACAUUUGUAAAUGUAAAGCCAUUGAAAGGAGGUAUUUAAGGUUAUUAUUUUGUUAGUCUUCGACAGGUAGUAUUGAUUAGAUGUAAAAUAUGAGAAUAAUAUGUCUUAUGUGUAUGCUGUAGAGGAAUCUGUUUUUUUCAUCAUGAAAACUUUUUAUUGUAUUGAUGUCUUUUGGAAUGAUUAUUAAGAAUACUUAUAUUAGACUAUUUUGAUAAUGUUUGUUAUCAUUAAGCAAGCUGUUUGUGUUUAAUGUGCUUAUGCAAAAUAAAGUAUAAAAUUUCAAGGAUAUUACAGAGUAAAAGAAAGUAUGUAUUCAUAUUCAUAUUGAUAUAAUGCUUUCCUUUCUUGUUUUCAAAAGGUUAUUAGGCUCUGUGUACUCAUGGCAGUGUUUGAGAUAGUUGAGAUUUCUAUUUAUAUCUUAGUAAGUACAUUCAUUAUAGCUAUCAACUGACAUUAUUCAUGCUUAGGCAUAUUGUUAUGUUUAUAAAUGUAACAUGGAAAUUAUUGUACAAAGUUUUAUGCUAUUCUGUAUAUUUUUAAAAAGAUUGACUGUUCUCUAGAUUUGUGAAUGAAUUGAUUUUUUAAAAUGUGAGUGCAUGAUGAAAUUGGGCCCAAGAUUGAAUACCCUUUUUUUUUUUUCUUUUCUUUUCUUUUCUUUGCCUUGAGUGUUCAAACAAUCCGGUGAGACACCAGCAGUUGUUGUUUAUGUAAACAUCCUCGGAGCAUUUCUUGCAAAAGGGAUGGGGAUGUGUCUCGGUAAAAGGAGAGCCUCGUUUUCUUUUGCUUUGCCAAGGGCAGCAUUGUAGGGAAGAAAGAUAUUUAUUAAAGGGAAUGUCCUCUAGA
Messenger RNA from Penaeus indicus, 2510 nucleotides. RefSeq names its product RNA-binding protein FUS-like. Bases 74 to 889 code for a protein of 271 amino acids. The transcript has a single exon. Lineage: Eukaryota; Metazoa; Arthropoda; Malacostraca; Decapoda; Penaeidae. The record is from RefSeq and is a predicted model, not a curated record.